Messenger RNA from Amphimedon queenslandica, 447 nucleotides. RefSeq names its product probable anion transporter 6, chloroplastic. Gene Ontology annotation, biological process: ATP transport. The coding region runs from base 86 to 442 and encodes 118 amino acids. The transcript is spliced from 3 exons. NCBI's taxonomy places the organism in Eukaryota, Metazoa, Porifera, Demospongiae, Haplosclerida, Niphatidae. The record is from RefSeq and is a predicted model, not a curated record.
AUCUGAUGAGAAUAGAAGCUUUGUGAAUGGACUGAUACAUGCUGGACCACCAAUAGGGUCAGUCCUCACUGGUCUCCUAGGAUACAUGUUCCUCUUCUCCCACGGGUGGGAGUACAUGUUCCUGUUAAUAGGAGUAUCAGGGAUUGGGUGGGGCUUACUGUUACGAUGGCUAUCAAGAAGACACACCUCUAAAAUACACUAUCAGCUAUUGGACUCUUCAUCAAAACAAGAACUAUCAGAUGAUAAUAAUAAUAAUAACAAUGGCAGUAGUAAGCCACCAUCUUUUUUUGAUGUACCAUGGAGAAGUUUAAUGAAGCAAGGAUCAGUUCUGGCAAUGUUCUAUGCUAGUUUCUGUGAGGGAUUCUUUCUUCAUCCGCUAAUGUCAUGGCUACCAACUUUCUUUAAUGAUAACUUUCAAGACAGGAAGCACAGCGUGAGUUAAGGGGU